CUGGAAGCUCUAUAGUCUCCACUAACUUCUAAUGUCUUCUAAUCCAUCCAUUAGUCGGCGGAGUAAAAGGCGCCAGUGUUUAGUUUCCUAAAAGAAAGAAAGGUCCCAAACUGCUGGAUGUGGUUUUAAACCCUGAAACCAAGCUACACAGAGCAGGUCGGGCAGAAGUGAGUGUGAAGAGAGCCUUUUCUAAACUCUGACAUGGACUCUGACAACAGUCACCAGCCGUCCUUUCACUGGUUCAUCCAUCAAGCUUUACCUCCAGAUGUUAAGAAAGUGAUUGUUGGUGAAGAGGAGCAGCAGGAGUGUAGCUCCAGUGUGGACCAGCAGGAGCCAGAGCCCCCCCCACACAUUAAAGAGGAACAGGAGGAACCGUGGAGCAGUCAGGAGGGAGAGCAGCUUCAAGGGCUGGAGGAGGCUGAUAUCACCAAGUUCCCAUUCACUCCUGUCCCUGUGAAGAGUGAAGAUGAUGAAGAGGAAGCUCAGUCCUCACAGCUUCAUCACAGACAAACUGAGGAGAACAGAGAGGCAGAACUUCAGUCAGGUUCAAACUCUCUGAAAAAUGAUUCAAGAUGUAAGAACACAUUUAGCUGCUCUGAAUGUGGGAAAACAUUUGACUUCAAGUCACGUCUGAAAAGACACGAGAUGACUCACACAGGAGAAAAGCCUUUCAGCUGCUCUGAGUGCGGGAAAUGUUUUACAGAAAGAGGAACUUUACGGAAACACAUAAGAACACACACAGGAGAAAAACCUUUUAGCUGUUCAGUCUGUAAGACAUCUUUUAUAGAGAGGGAAGGUUUUCAGGCACACAUGAGAAGCCACACAGGAGAGAAACCUUUUAGCUGCACUGAGUGUGACAAAAGAUUUAGCCUUAAUAAACUUCUGACGAGACACAUGAGAACUCACAGAGGAGAGAGACCUUUCAGCUGCUCAGUCUGUAAGAAGUCUUUUGGACAAAAUGUAAAUUUACGGAUACACAUGACCAUCCACACAGGACAGAGGCCAUUUAGCUGCUCAUUCUGUGAGAGAGGUUUCACAGCGAGAGGAAGUUUAGAGAAACACAUGAGAAUCCACACAGGAGAGAGGCCGUUUACCUGCUCCGUCUGUAAGAAAACCUUUAUAGACAAAGGAACUUUAAAAAUACACAUGAGAGUCCACAAGGGACAAAAAACGUCUACUUGUGUUAGUGACGUAAUAAAGCAGCAGGAGUGUAGCUCCAGUGUGGACCAGGAGGAGCCAGAGCCCCGACCUGAGACUGGUGACAGUGCUGAAUUGAAGGAGACCAGAGAACCUCAGUCAGCUUUAAACUCUCUGAAAGGUGAAGACGUUCUCGUCUGGGAUUCGGGGUUUAGUGCUGGUGACAAACCAAUUAGCUGCUCUGAGUGUGGGAGACGAUUUUGGACCCAGCAAAAUCUGACGAGACACAUGAGAACUCAUACGGGAGAGAAACCUUUCAGCUGCUCAGUCUGUCAGAAAUCUUUUACACAGAGAGGAAAUGUACGGAGACAUAUGACAACUCAUACAGGAGAGAAGCCAUUCAGCUGCAGUGUUUGUCACAAAACAUUUGCCUGGCCAGAAAAGCUCAAAAGACAUAAAUGUGUCGGUCGUCAGUCGUCACAGCUUCAUCAGAGUCAACCUGAAGAGAAGAGAAAGGCAGAAGCUGAUGGAGAGGACUGUGGAGGACCAGAACCAGCCAGGAACUCACAUCCACCUUUACAACCAGAGACUGAAGACCAGACUGGAGACUCUUCUAAACCAGAGACUAAAGACAAUGCUGAUUGGAAGGAGACCAGAGAACCUCAG
This is a messenger RNA of Sander lucioperca (pikeperch), 1803 nucleotides long. Its product is annotated as gastrula zinc finger protein XlCGF57.1-like. The transcript has 3 exons. Gene Ontology annotation, cellular component: nucleus. The record is from RefSeq and is a predicted model, not a curated record. Gene Ontology annotation, biological process: regulation of transcription by RNA polymerase II. The annotation marks the transcript as partial. NCBI's taxonomy places the organism in Eukaryota, Metazoa, Chordata, Actinopteri, Perciformes, Percidae. Gene Ontology annotation, molecular function: DNA-binding transcription factor activity, RNA polymerase II-specific; RNA polymerase II cis-regulatory region sequence-specific DNA binding.